Giardia duodenalis is the source of this 1422-nucleotide messenger RNA. RefSeq lists its product as uncharacterized. The transcript has a single exon. The coding region runs from base 1 to 1422 and encodes 473 amino acids. Lineage: Eukaryota; Fornicata; Diplomonadida; Hexamitidae. The record is from RefSeq and is a predicted model, not a curated record.
AUGAAUGACGAAGACUGGAAGAUUGAGGUCCCACUUAAGCUGAAGGAACAAAUAACCUACCUAAGCCACAAGCUCCAGGAGGUUGCAGAUGCCGCCAUCAUUGUUCAAGAAAGGGUCCUCAAGUGCCCCACAAGAAAUGAAGUCUGUACCUUGUUGGAUCAUAAGGUCGAUCUGUCACUUGCAGACAGAGUAGAGUCGGAGGUAGGGGACUUCAUUCAGAGCACCCAAGCUUCCAUCGACAGUCUCAAGUCAUUUCUGCAAGAGAGCAUUGAGAACAUUAGAAAAGAUGUAGAGGCACUGCGUAGCGACAGCCAUAAGGUUCUUGAGUUUGAACAGGGAUAUAUGCAGCUCCAAAAAGAGACAGCAAGUAUUAAGGAACUAGCCAGUACAAUCCGCAGUGAGUCACGGAAGGAGAUUGACUCUCUACAAUCGGGGCAAGGAGAAAUACAGAAGACUAUUGCUGCCUUAGAAGCAAACCUCUCUAGUCUCAAGGGAGAGAUAGCAGACAUGAUGACGCAACAGACUGCCGCCAGAGACUCCUUUGAUGACCUUAAGCUGCUAUAUCAGCAAGAUGCAGAUAGGUUUUCCGCUGUUGCUCAAAGUAUUCGCUCUGAGGUAGAGUCAGCAGUGGCAGAAAUCCCUAAAGUGAUUUCAGAAGCACAACAGGCAGCGGAGCAGAGUGUGACAUCUCUGAUCAAGCAAGAGACGGAGCGGCGCGAGGCCGAUAUUCAAGGCCUUAACAAUACCGUGCAGAUGAUUAACUCAUCCAUUAGCCGCAUCGAUACAGCACAAGCAACUCUGUUGGGGUCCUUUGAGGAUAUGAAGUCAUCAACGCUUACCGAUGUUCAGCGAAUGCUCGACAACACCUCCAAGGAGCUUCGGCAGUACAUCGAUGAUACCUUCUUAGAAUUCUCGUCUCUCAAGGGACAGGUGCAGGAGAGCAUGACUGAGCAAAGGGCCGCCCUAGAUGACUUAGCAUCCUUCUCUUCGGUAUUUCAGCAGGCAGACACCCUAUGGAAGCAGCACUUUGAAAAGGUAGAAGAGGAUAUGCGCACACUGUUCCAAGAGCUCAAGCAGCAAAUAGAAUGUGACGGCGUAAAAGUUCAGGAUGCGCUUGCCACGUCAAUAAGCAAGACUACGCAAGCCCACCAGCUGCUUCUGAACACAGGUACCGUCUGGGAUACAGAAUGGAAGGACAGAGAGCUGCUUGUUGAUGAGACUCUGACACGGCUCCAUAGAAUUGUUUAUGAGGUAGAUGAAGCGGUUGCCAGUGAGACCAAUUCAAGGGCAGCAGAAUUCGAUGUCCUCAGAGACGUGAUGGAGAGGGCUUUCUGCACGCUGUACCACCAAAUCCAACUUAAGGCUGAUGCAGACCAGGUUCGUCGAGCUCUUUGGACGAAAGUAGAUAAGCUUGAUGUCUAG